AUUAAUCUGAUACGCACCUUAAGACACAGAGAAAAAAAUAAUAUGAACACAACCAAGGACGUGUUUGAUGUGUCACGGUUCUUGCUAUUAGAAUCAUCUGCAGAUUCCGAUACCUAUCGCAACGGCGGAGGCGCCAAUCAGAUCGAGGGUGCCCACGACGGCGAACGCAACGCUAACAAUAACGAUUACGCGGAUCACGAUGAUAUUGAUGAGUCUUGUACUGCCAAUUCAUACGAGACGUCUUGUGUAACGGCGUGGAGACCGAGUUUCGACCCGGAGGAUACGGUGAAAGAAGAAAUAACUCUCACAGGCGGAGAGGAAGAAGACGAGGAUGGAGAAGGAGAGGUGAACAGCUACAUAAGAUAUAGGAGAAGUCAACGUGAAAAUAUGACCGUUGAUUCUAGUGCGGUGGUGAGUGAGAUGGAUAAAAGUCAAGUGUUCUGGGAAGCUUGUCUAGCUUCCUGAUAUGUCUUUCUUGUUUCACGGAGAGGGAAACCGAACAACGUCUUCUUGUCUACCUAAUUAGGUUUAAUACAUGUCUAGCUAUUUUUUGUUUGUUUGAAUUUUUGCUUGUAAAGGUGUCUAAGAAUCACAUCUACCCAUCAAUUAUGUCCAUAGAUUUCCUCAUCAAGUAACAAAAAGUAUCAACAUGAUCAAUCUGAUCAAGUUCUCUUGGUAAUACAAUAAAUCUAUGUUUUC
This is a messenger RNA of Eruca vesicaria subsp. sativa (arugula), 699 nucleotides long. Lineage: Eukaryota; Viridiplantae; Streptophyta; Magnoliopsida; Brassicales; Brassicaceae. The record is from the annotation of a GenBank genome assembly.